This is a messenger RNA of Fusarium coffeatum, 1803 nucleotides long. RefSeq lists its product as uncharacterized. NCBI's taxonomy places the organism in Eukaryota, Fungi, Ascomycota, Sordariomycetes, Hypocreales, Nectriaceae. The record is from RefSeq and is a predicted model, not a curated record. The coding region runs from base 1 to 1803 and encodes 600 amino acids. The transcript has a single exon.
AUGGCAGUCAAAGCUAACUUUCUCAGCCUCCCCGCCGAGCUGCGAGAUCAGAUCUACCAUCUCUAUUUCUGUGUCGGCGGAUAUGCUUACGAUGCCGACUCCGACUGCCUCAAGACCGCCGCCGACAAUCGCCCGAUCGAUCUCGCCCUCCUCUACACUUGUCGUACCGUCGCAAACGAAGCUAUACACCUCCCUCUGUUGCUGAACAGCAUCAAGUUCACUACCCUCUAUCGCCGCGACUUGAAUAACCUGGCGGGAUGCUUCAAUAUGGUGUCUGGUCUGUACCACCAUCUCCAGGCAGACUUUUUGCUACAACUUGCACACGUCUUGACGCCCGAGAUGCGCGCUGAGCUUGCUUUAGAAUACCCAAACUUCAACUCGCACCUCUACAAUGCUUUGAGGAUCCGUGAAUUUGACAUUGAAGAAGGGGAACGACGUUACGAUGACUCACCCGAAGACCGAGCAUAUCAGGCAUGGUCGUAUUCUCGAAAAUACAAUGGCAACUCCAUGGCUAUUGCUGCAAAAGUCUGCCUCAAGAAUCAGAUGGAGGACACCUUUUGUGUCUCAGCAGAAGCGUUUCUCAGGGAGUCCGAAUUCUGGGAAGACCAUAUUUAUACCAACUUCCGCCCUCCGUGCAACAACCCAGGACAUUAUAUCGGCUUUUCCAACCUACCUCGCCAUGUGGAUAGGGACUGGAAAGAUCUGUCCAGAAGCGUUUGGGGAGUUGAACGCUUCUUUUCGCAGGCCCUGAAACUAUUGGCUGCACACGAACCGGCCAAGUUUCGCCACCAGGUAUACAAGGUAUUCCCGGAAUGGGACGGUCGUCAUUCAGCCCAAGAGUUCUUGAACAUGCGCUUUGACCACUGGGCAAUUCCUUCGCGGUCUCAAGUCCAACAUGCGACAGGGCUGUUGGCACUCGACGCUAUGUGGAAUGUGCCGGAUAUGUGGUAUGGUCCUCCCGAUGAUGAUGGGACCUCUGGUAUUCGCUGUCGACAGAAGAUCCGAUUCUCAGCUGCCGCCAACGCCAUCCGGUUCCUCGAGACGCGCAUUCCCCCCCAACAUCGCCUCAACAUUCGGACUCUUAUCCUGCAUGAAGACUCACCAUCAGUCAACGUCCCAUCGACUCAUGCUCAGGGUCUAGCCCCCUUCUUUCGGGAGAAUCCUCUAUUGCGAGUCGAACGCCGUGUUGACAUGAUGCGCUGCAUGUAUGGAGCAUUCGACAACGCUGGGGAUGUGGCAGGUCACUUCCUAGAUCCAGACGAGUGGCCCAGUACAUUCGUACUGACGGCCGACAAGCUUGUGCCUCCUAUACUACAAUGGCUGACAGACGCACUUGCCGUGACACGUGUCGGCAUUCCCGCCGAGUCAUACACACUCAUCCUGGAAGCUGGUCCUUAUAGGGACUACUUUACAAAUUUUUGUCAGCAGCGGCUUCAGAAGGAGAUCGCUUGGAGUCGGGCAUUGAAAUACCUCGAUCAGAGAGAUGCUUUCAAUCUCGAAGGAAGCAACUUGACAAUUGCUGAGCCUCUCCACAUGAGGUUUAUGAUGACAUGUGAAGACACCGAUGUGAUCGAGAGUCUGGCGAACGAAACCUCGCCCAUCCUGCGCAGUGACUUCAAUGCGGGAAUCGCAUUGGAUGUCGGCGCCAUAGUAAACCAAACACGGUAUCUGUCAACCGAAGAAUGGUUUUGCGAGUGGUAUUCUGACAAGUGGUCGUGGGAGCCCCUCCAAGAACAGCCGCCGGAUCUAGUGGAUUACAAGGUCAGAUUGGCCGACAACUACGAGAUACAGAUCGACCAGUAA